UUAGGCUGUCUACUAUAACUUCUAAAUUUUAGUAGAAUUUGGUAAUGGUAGAAACAAGAAAGGUUAAAAAUUUAUAAACAUACUGUGAUCUGGCAACACUGUCUUUCUUUUACGUCAAAAACAAGUGUUCGGAAUGGCAGACGCGCCGUCAACAGCGCCUAAGGCCAAAGCGCCUAAAACAAAAGCACCAAAAGAGAAAGCUGCAAAGGAUGCUCCAGCGGCGCCAGCAGAAUCCCAAAAAGUCGUACGCAAGGCUUCCAAAGCUCGUCACGGUAGACUUUAUGCUAAGGCCGUGUUCACAGGAUACAAACGUGGUCUCCGAAACCAACAUGAAAAUACUGCACUUCUGAAGAUUGAAGGUGCUCGAUCAAAAGAUGAUGCAUUAUUCUAUGCAGGCAAGAAAUGUGUAUACGUAUACAGAGCCAAGAAGAGGACACCUAUUGCUGGAGGACCUCGUGGAAUUAAGACCAAGUUGAGGGCCAUCUGGGGCAAGGUGACCCGUCCCCAUGGCAACUCUGGCAGUGUCAGAGCUCGCUUCAAGUCUAACCUUCCUGCUCAGGCAAUGGGACACAGAAUACGAGUGAUGUUGUAUCCAUCAAGGAUUUAAACAGCCUUUAAUUUAAGAAUUAAAAAUAAAACCCAAAAAAAAUAGUUCAUUAUUAUUAUUUCCUUCCUAUUACCAGAAAGACAAUUUAAAGCCAAGUUAAAAAAAAAUUAUUAAAUUUUUAAUACAAAACUUUAUUGUUAAUAUUAUGUUAAUUUCUAUGUUAUGCUAAGGGUACAGUGUCUUGCCUCAGUCAAAGUUUUUAACAAAUUUUCACCACUUGUUAUGGUUCUGUCAACUUUAAACAGAUAGAGUAUUAUCAUACAUAAAUCUAUUUUAUACAGAAUUAUUUAAAUGUUGCAAUGGUUUUACUUAACA
This is a messenger RNA of Pieris napi, 922 nucleotides long. It is a transcript of the gene RpL35A, whose product is annotated as 60S ribosomal protein L35a. NCBI's taxonomy places the organism in Eukaryota, Metazoa, Arthropoda, Insecta, Lepidoptera, Pieridae. The coding region runs from base 134 to 607 and encodes 157 amino acids. Gene Ontology annotation, biological process: cytoplasmic translation; ribosomal large subunit biogenesis. Gene Ontology annotation, molecular function: structural constituent of ribosome. The transcript has 4 exons. The record is from RefSeq and is a predicted model, not a curated record. Gene Ontology annotation, cellular component: cytosolic large ribosomal subunit; ribosome.